Messenger RNA from Gracilinanus agilis (Agile Gracile Mouse Opossum), 1363 nucleotides. RefSeq names its product peroxisomal trans-2-enoyl-CoA reductase-like. The record is from RefSeq and is a predicted model, not a curated record. The coding region runs from base 138 to 1031 and encodes 297 amino acids. Gene Ontology annotation, cellular component: peroxisome. Gene Ontology annotation, molecular function: trans-2-enoyl-CoA reductase (NADPH) activity. The transcript has 8 exons. NCBI's taxonomy places the organism in Eukaryota, Metazoa, Chordata, Mammalia, Didelphimorphia, Didelphidae. Gene Ontology annotation, biological process: phytol metabolic process.
GUGGACUUCGAACCUGUAGAUAUAAAAACCUUCCGAAGGCAACCCGACAGACUGCGGGGCUGCGUGUGCCAGUUUCUCUGUCUUGUUGCCGGCGGGCCAAGGAUCAAACGCUCUGUUGGUCAGAGACAAAGCGGGUCAUGGGGACCAGGAGCUGCCUGGCUGCAGGGUUGUUACGGAACCAAGUGGCUAUUGUCACUGGGGGCGGCACUGGCAUUGGCAAGGCCAUAACCAGAGAACUGCUGCACCUAGGGUGUAAUGUAGUUAUUGCCUCCCGCAAAUUUGAUAGAUUAAAAUCAGCAGCAGAAGAAUUGAAUGCUGCCCGCUUGCCCUCCAACUCAGCAGUUGUUACUCCCAUCCAGUGCAAUAUUCGAAAAGAAGAAGAGGUGGACAGUUUGGUUAAAUCUACAUUAGAUCUCCAUGGCAAAAUCAAUUUCCUGGUAAACAAUGGAGGAGGCCAAUUCUUAUCUUCUGCUGAAUCUCUCACUUCAAAAGGAUGGAAUGCUGUGGUUGAAACCAACCUGACUGGUACCUUCUACCUUUGUAAAGCAGUUUACAAGUCCUGGAUGAAGGAACAUGGAGGGUCUAUUGUGAAUAUCAUUGUCCUGUUAAAUACUGGAUUUCCUAAAGCUGUGCAUAGUGGAGCAGCAAGAGCAGGUGUUGAAAAUAUGACCAAAACUUUGGCAAUGGAAUGGGCCUACAAUGGAAUAAGAAUCAAUUGUGUCGCUCCUGGAAUAAUUUAUUCUCCAACAGCCUUUAAGAACUAUGAAGGAGCAAACGUAGUAGAUGGAUACUUUCAAAAUUGUCCAGCUAAGAGAUUUGGUGUUCCGGAGGAGGUCUCUUCCCUUGUAUGUUUCUUGUUAUCUCCCAUGGCCUCAUAUAUUACAGGACAAACAGUGAAUGUGGAUGGUGGCCUUGCUUUAUAUUCCAAAUCAUGGGACAUACCAGACCAUGAUAACUGGCCUGAUGGACCAUGGGAUCUUUCCACAGUCAAAAAAAUGAAAGCUGACUAUCAGGCUAAAGCCAAACUUUAAACUGAGGAGAAUAAAAAAAUGAGGUCUGUUCUACUUGUAUACAAAGAAGUGAAUAUACCAUUUCCUGGGAAUUUAUCCUUUUUAUGGAAAACUGAUUGCUGAUUUUUAAAAUUAUUAAUUGUUCCUCUGAAGACUUUUAAAACAGUGCCUUGACUUGGAUUUUUUUUUUAAUGUUUUAAAAUGAUGUAGAUGACUAAGAAAUUGGAAAGAUAUAUACCAAAUAAUCACCUCUUUUGUUCUGAUCCUUAUCUGUUAACAUGAAAAUUAUAUAGAGAUAAAAUAUACUCAUUUACCUUUUUAAGCAGUUAAAUGAAUAAAAAAACUUAUGUUGG